CAGACACCGGAAAUAAACAGGUGGUUUACAAAGGUGAUGGAAAAGAUGAGAAGUCUAUAAUUUUAAUUAACGUUGUAGUAGAUUAACGUGUCAAACAGAAAAAAAGAAAGAAAACAACAAACGGUUACCAUGGAGUAACUGUUGACAUGAUGUGUUACCAUGGCAAGACCGAGUAGUAAUCUUUACGAUGAUUAUUGGAAGGAGUUCCAUGAUAUAGAGAACAAUCAGGAUGAUGAUGGUGAAGAAGAUCUGCACUCAAAAACACCUGACGAAGGUGAACAGGAGGCAGCAUGGCUGAAUGAAGCUGGUUAUGGUUUUGUUGUUAAUGCCUUACAUGAUGGGAAGGAUUUGUCGGAGGAUGACAUUGAUGCCCUGACUGCGACCUUGACCUCCCAUCAGGCUGCUGUUGUGAAAAGGAGGGUAGAUACUUUAAAUGCAACGAUUAGGAAGAAACAGAAACAGAGUAACAAGACUGAUGUCAGAGAUAUUUUCAAAACUAAGUCUUGGGAAGGUUAUGGUGCAUCACCAAGACAUGGCUCUGAUGAAGUUGAUGGUAUCAGAGGGAAAAAUCCUGAACGUUACAGCUUUACUAAAAACAAGGGAGGGUACUCUAUGUCAGGACGGAAAACUGAGAAUGUUGCAGACAAGAUGGCCACAGGUGUAGAAGUAUUGAGCAUGCAACCCAGAGGUACAUUCCGUCAGACAAGUUUUACGAAGACGAGCCUGAGCCAUCCCAUGCCCAGCAUAUCAGAUGAAGAUGUAUCAUUGGACAUCAAAAUAAGUGAACCUGCAGUACCUAAAGAAAGGGCACCAGUUCAAAUAAUGGAAAGAAAAGAACUCAGGGAUAAUUUACCAGACUUUGAUAUUCAGCCAGACCUAAUGGGGAAUACACACAUAAGAGAUCUGAGUCAAGUUGAUCUAGAUCACCUGAGGUCUUUAACAUUAAUAGAAUUAACUGCAUUAUUUGAUAAUAACAACAUAUUGUGGUCACGGCGGAAAACCAAGAAAAAAUUGAAAGAUCAUGGUCUGUUUGGAGUCCCACUGGAGACGUUAUUAGAGAAUGAUAAACAAAUAGAUUCCAAGUGUAGUAUUCCUUUAGUCUUUCUUGAUAUUAUACUGUUUUUAGAAAAACAUUGUCUAGAUAUUGAAGGAAUUCUUCGUGUUCCUGGGUCAACCUCUAGGGUCAAGUUGCUUAGACAAGAGAUAGAAGAGAAGUUUUAUCAAGGUACAUUUUCCUGGGUUGAUGUUAUGCCUAAUGAUGCUGCAGCGUUACUGAAACAGUUUCUACGAGAGUUACCUUCCCCUUUAUUGACACCUCAGUACAUUGAAGCUUUUGCUCAAGUGGAAAAUAUUCCAGACCGGCAGCUACAGCUUCAGGCAUUAAACCUUUUAAUUAUACUGUUACCAGAUGUUAACAGAAAUACUUUAUGGGUACUUCUUAAAUUUCUGAACAAAAUUGUGUCGCACAGAGAUCAAAACUUAAUGGGAUUGAAUAAUGUAGCUAUGAUAAUAGCACCAAAUCUGUUCUUGUCACCUAUUUCAAGGUCAAAAACAAAAACAGUGAAUGACCUUGAAAUCAAUAUGGCAGCAGGGACUUCAAAUGUUGUCAGGAUGUUUAUUAAGUACCAGAAAAUUAUUUGGAUGGUGCCAUCUUUCUUACUGCAGCAGAUGAGACAUAAAAAUGAAUUAGAACAACACAGAAAAGCCAGAGAAAAACAUAAGAUGAAAUUUCUUGGUAAAAAACAUGAUAGGGCAGAAUUGUACAAAAAGCCAAUUCUUCAUGAGGGUGAUUUUGUUGAUGGAGUUAUAAGAGUGCAGGCACCACAUUUAACCAAGAGUUGUGUAGCUAUUAGACUUGAUCCAGGUGUCAGGGCGGGAGAUAUCGUCAACAGAUUCCGCAAAACUACAAACCUAAACAGGGAACACUUGUCAGCUGGUAAAAAAUCUGGUCGUGGGAAAAUUGUUGUGGACCCAAGUAAUGUACAAUUUGCUCAAGACAAUACCCACCUGUUUGAAGUGGGUGGCAAUAUAGGUGAACGAUGUUUAGACCACAAUACACAUAUGUUGACAUUAUAUAAAGUUAAUCCUAAUGCAGAAUGGAUUAUUAAAGGCAGAGGACAACCGUAGCAGCAUAAAAUAAAUUUUCUUUAGAAAUUUCAAACCAAAUGCAUAACAAAGUGCUAUUGUUAUAUUUAUAUCUGGAAAACUAUAGACAAGGCAGCCAACAUUCCAUGGAUGUGUAAAUCCACAUAACAUAUCAAUCCACACGACGAAAGACAUUUCAAUCCACAAUGAACCUGUAAAUCCGCAGAAUAUAUGAAUCCACACGAAGAAAGACAUUUCAAUCCAUAUUGGACCUGUAAAUCAUGUAAUUAAGGAAAGAUCUUACAAUCCGAAAUUGUAUAUUACGCAAAUUUAUACCUCUCCUCUGUCAAUUGAAGUUUGAAAUAUGUGUUGAAUUUUUUUUAUUUAAGUAACAUUUCAAUUUAGGACAAAAAUCUUAUUUUUUAAAUUUUAGAUCUGGUUAUUGAUGAAAUAAAAAAUUUUUCAGAGAUUUAUGUAAGUCUGAAACUUUUAUCAAAAAUUAGAUACUUAUACAAAAACAAAAUCUGGUAUUUAAAAUGUAUUAAGAUAACUCAAUUUCAAACUUAAUUAGUUUCACAGUCUAUCUUCAAAUCACAUGUGAUUCUCUUACUAAUUUAAAAUGCAUUUAAAUGGGAAAAAUUGUUGAAAAAAGAUUUUUUUUUACAAAAAUGUGAAGAUCAGCUUUUACAUGAGCAAGAACAUAUAUAGUAGAGCAUUAUAUUGAUGGAACAUAAAGAAAUCCAUUUUUUUUUUGUAUUUUAGGGCAUAAUUAGAAAAUGGCAUUUUCAGAAAAGCAAUUGUAAUGGUUAUUUUGUGUUACUCAUUCACCCCUGGUUGAGGUAUAAAAUUUAUUAAGAACUAUACACUUCGUUCUGAAUUACCAAUUAAUAUUCAUAGUGUAAUGUUAUAAUGUUGAUAAAGUAUCUUUGUCCAUAUGACUUAUUUCUAAAUCAUUAUAUUGAUAGCUUGUUUUUGUUAUAAAAAUUAGAUGAUAUUUUUUGGUUGUUUUUUUGUUGAAAAUAAGCAUUGUUUCAAAUAAUAAUGCUAAUGUUAUUAAUACUUAUGUUCAGUUUGCUUAAAACACUGGGAAGGAACUGAGUAAAAAAAAUUAAGCAACAAUUAUUAUUAAUUAUAUUUAAAAAUAAAAGAGAACUCACAUAAGUUAUUGUAACAAAAAUAUUUAAGCGUAACAUGCAAUUUCUACCAAACUAAAAGUUCAUUUAAAAAAUUAUAUUUUAAUUUUUUUAUUCAAAAUUUAUGAAUUAAGAUGGGUGUUGCCAAACAGUUUUUGCGUGAAAAAAAAUUUUGACAUUAGAAAAUUGUACUCAUAAUUAAAAAAAAUGGUUAUUUUGACAAAAGAAUAGCCAGUUAUUAUUUUUCUUUAAAACAUAAGUGAAUACCUAUAAUAGUAAUAGAUAUAAUUAUAUACAACUGAAUUAAUUGUGCUGAUGAAGUUGAAUUCUUUCACAUAGUGAACACAAAAUAAUAGCUUUAUUAUUUUUAAGCUUUAAACUGCCAAUUACAGUUAGUGAUUUUUAUAGAUGUUGCAAAUCCAUUCAUAUUUUGUAAUUGUGCAAUAAAAUGAUGAAGAUUUAGUUAGUAAAGUAGACAUAACAUGGAAGUAGUAUAUAUAUAUACCAUAAAUAAGGGUCUUGAUCGAGUUACAGAAUAGUGAUUAAUGGGCAAAGAAACAAAAGAAGAGAAAAGGGUUAAAAAGAUAAAGCAUGGAUAUAUUAGGAUAUUAAUUAUAUCAUGUAUAUAGAUUACUGAAUAAUGAACAAAAGAUAAAGAAUAUAGAAUAUUCAGAUGCUAAAAUAUAGAGAUUACUGAAUGAUGGAAAAAAAUAUAUAGAAUAGAUAAAAUUGUAAACAAAAUCAAGACCCUCAUAAAGAGCUUUAAUUGCUUGACCAUCAUACUCUUGACAUUAUUUAAGCUUAGUUUUCUUCUAUUAUAUUUUAUCUUUGUAGAUUUUUGCUUUCAAACUUAAAUGAACCCUACAAUUAAUUUCUUGUUGUUUACAUCGGAGAUAACUCUUGAAAUUUGUAAUAAGAUUGUAAUGGGCUUUUUAAAGCAUUUGUGUAACACAGAAUAAAUCGAUAUAUGUUACGUGGAUUGUAUCUAGGCUAAAGAUUAACAUAGAUGGUUGAUAUCAUGAAUUUUAUGAGUUAUGUCCCUUAGGUCAAGAUCAACACUAAAAAAAUUACGUUGUUCACUUUAACAGUUACUUUAAGCAUGAUAGAAAAAAGGGCUACACUUGUGAUUUAAUUGAUAAAACCAUUUCUUAUCUUGUUAACAAUAAUAUUGUUAUCAUUCUGUAUUUAAUUUAUUAUUGCUUAUAUCAAAUAAUCUCUAAAAUGUGCUCAAGCUUUGUUUAUUGCUGAAAAAAAAUUAAUUUGCUCAAAAUAAAGCUUAUUGCAAAGUAUUAUUUAAUAAAUAUUUUCUGAAUCAGUUGUACUGAGAUGAAAUUGGAUGGCAAAGAAUAUACAUGUUAUGUGUUUUAAAAAAGUCUACUUUUCCUCAAAUUAUAAAAAUUA
Molecule: messenger RNA, 4619 nt
Organism: Mytilus trossulus (common blue mussel)
Lineage: Eukaryota; Metazoa; Mollusca; Bivalvia; Mytilida; Mytilidae
Product: rho GTPase-activating protein 18-like
Exons: 18
Coding region: 160-2127 (655 amino acids)
Biological process (GO): regulation of actin filament polymerization; signal transduction; regulation of small GTPase mediated signal transduction
Cellular component (GO): cytoplasm
Molecular function (GO): GTPase activator activity
Source: RefSeq, a predicted model, not a curated record